AUGCAUUUACUGAGCAUUUUUAUUGUGCUCGGCCUGGCGAUCCUCCACACUGCUGAUGCGGCUGGAGCGGACUCAUGGCGAAGCAGAUCAAUCUAUCAGGUCAUGACAGAUCGUUUUGCGCUCACCAAUGGUUCCACGACCCAGACUUGUGACACCGGAGACGGUCUGUAUUGCGGCGGCUCGUGGGCAGGUCUCAUCAACCGUCUCGAUUACAUUCAAGGCAUGGGGUUCGAUGCUGUGUGGAUCUCACCCAUCACCACUCAACUUGAGGGCAACAGUGGCGACGGAUCUUCCUAUCACGGAUACUGGCAGACGGAUAUCACCACUGUUAAUCAUCAUUUCGGGACUCAAUCAGACCUCCAGGCACUGGCUGCAGCGCUACAUUCCCGUGAUAUGUAUCUCAUGGUAGAUGUUGUGACGAAUCAUUAUGCGGCUCUCGCGGCGCCUGCCAAUGUCGACUACAGCGUGAUGGUACCAUUCAAUUCGCAGGACCACUACCACAGCUAUUGCUCCAUUGACUACAACGACUACCAGAAUACGAGCCAAGUUGAGCAAUGCUGGAUGGGCAGCACCACCGUACCACUUCCUGACCUCCGGACAGAAGAUGCUGAGGUGCAAGCCGUGUGGAAUUCCUGGGUCUCUGACAUCAUUUCCACCUACUCCAUCGACGGUCUUCGUAUCGACUCGCUCAUGCAAGUCAGCAAAAACUUCUGGGCAGGUUUCCAGGCCGCCGCCAACGACAUCUACUCGUUAGGAGAAGUGUACAUCAUCGACAACGACUUUGUUUGCGGAUACCAGGAUUAUGUCCCCGGAGUGUUCAACUACAUGAUCUACCAACCACUUGUGGAAGCCUUCAGCGGCACAGGUACCAUCGCGGCAUUGGCAGAUGCCGUCAGCGUCCUCAAAGCGGGUUCGUGUAAGGAUACCUCUGUACUCGGUACCUUUUCCGAAAACCACGACCAACCUCGUUUCGCCCAACGGACGGGCGAUUGGGCACUGGCGAAGAAUGUCAUUGCCUUCACCAUGCUUACCGAUGGCAUCCCCAUCAUCUAUCAAGGCCAAGAGCAGCAUUACAAUUCCGUCGGCGGAGUCAGUUAUCCUUGGAACCGUGAAGCUCUGUGGUUCUCCGGCUACAACACCAACGCCGAGCUCUACCUCUUCAUCAAGAGCAUGAACGCCAUCCGGAAAAAUGCCAUAUCCGACGAUACCACCUAUCUCACCUACCAGAACUACCCCGUCUACACCGACACGUCCACCAUUGCAAUGCGCAAAGGAGCCAUGCUCACCGUCCUCUCCACCCUCGGCGAGAGCGGAGCCAACUCCACCUUAUCGGUGCCUGAAAGCGGCUAUGAUGAUGGUGUACAAGUCACUGAACUCUUGACGUGCAAUACCCUCACGUCUGCGACCGGAACUCUGGCAGUUCCCAUGUCCAAUGGCUUGCCGAGGAUCUACUACCCGACUGUGGGUCUCGCGGGCAGCGAUCUUUGUGCUGGUAACACCACGGCGAAGAUUAAGUUGCGGAAUUCGAGACUGUUCCAUUUCAGUCAGGGAAGCGACUGA
This is a messenger RNA of Ramularia collo-cygni, 1560 nucleotides long. RefSeq names its product related to alpha-amylase. Gene Ontology annotation, molecular function: calcium ion binding; alpha-amylase activity. Lineage: Eukaryota; Fungi; Ascomycota; Dothideomycetes; Mycosphaerellales; Mycosphaerellaceae. The transcript is spliced from 4 exons. Gene Ontology annotation, biological process: carbohydrate catabolic process. Bases 1 to 1560 code for a protein of 519 amino acids. The record is from RefSeq and is a predicted model, not a curated record.